GCGGGCCACAAACGCAACUUAAUCAUUACGCAGCAACAAGGAAGAGAGAGACGCACCGCAGGAGAAGAGAGACGCGACUAUAAGAGCUUGUUUUUCUCUCCGCAUCUCGUUCAUCUGAACCCAGUCACCCAAAGCUUCAACAGAAUGAUGCUGCAGCACUCGGGUCCCUCGCUGGCUGACAUCAGCUGCUCGGCCAUGGUGCCCUGCCUGUCGCCGCCGGGCACGCUCACCCUGGACGACUUCACCAACUUCACGCCGCUGGUGAAAGAGGAGCUGCGGCUGGCCAUCCAGUCCAAGCGCCAGUCCAACGGGCUCAGCGCAGACAUAAGCUCGGACGGCGCCAGCUCCAGCUCGGACCGAGCCUCGGAGCGCUACGCCUGCGGAUCUGGAGUCAGGAGAGAGAUCACACCUCAGGAGCACGAGAGGAGGAAGAGACGGAGAGAGAGGAACAAGAUCGCUGCUGCUAAAUGCCGCAACAAGAAGAAGGAGAAGACUGAGACUCUGCAGCAGGAGUCUGAGAAACUGGAGACAGUCAACGCCGACCUGAAGGCUCAGAUCGAGGAGCUGAAGCAGCAGAAGCAGCAGCUGGUCUACAUGCUCAACCUGCACCGGCCGACCUGCAUCGUCCGAGCCCAAAACGGCCAAACGCCCGAGGACGAGAGGAACCUCUUCAUCCAGCACAUCAAGGAGAGCGCUUUCCAACUGCACGACCUCACCACCUCCAUCACAUCCGCCUCAUUAUCUCCCUCCGUCACCACGUUAGCACCUCUGGACGGAGGGCAUCUGACCCUUGACCACAUUCACUGUCCCGGUCCCCUAUGAGCCGCCGGUUGGGUCUCUGCUACUUUUCAAAAAGACUAGCGAUGCCGCCAUCCUGCUUCCACCGACUGUUUGAGAGGCUGGAUGGCGCCGCCGCAUAGACGAGCUAAGAAUGACAUUGUAAAUGCCAUUCAGAUGACUCCUCGGUCUCAUUCACUGUCCACAAAGCUGCUAGAGAGAGAGAGACAGAGAGAGAGAGAGAGAGAAAGAGAGAGAGAGAGUGGCACAACGUGACCUCAUCGCCUCCUUCUCCCUGAAACCGUAGCUGCUGAUUGGACACAAAGUACAGCACCUUGAGAUGCAUUAUGUUUGUUUUAUAUUUUUUUAACAUUACAUACCGUCAAGGCCAAUGACGGAUGCCAAAGCACUAAAACAGGAAACAGUUGUUUUUUUGUUUUGUUUUUUUACUGGUGUUUGAAAGUUCAUUUUUUUUGUACCAAAGCAGAGCGUGAUUUCAAGGUGAUCAAGGCACAUAAUUUAAAAUGUCACCCUCAAAGAAAGUAGACGCAGAUUGACCGUGCGAGUGUGUACCGAGUGUGUUUGAGUCACUGACUUUAAAAAGAAGACAUUGUUUGUGCUCAGUGUAU
This is a messenger RNA of Etheostoma cragini (Arkansas darter), 1406 nucleotides long. It is a transcript of the gene atf3, whose product is annotated as activating transcription factor 3. NCBI's taxonomy places the organism in Eukaryota, Metazoa, Chordata, Actinopteri, Perciformes, Percidae. The record is from RefSeq and is a predicted model, not a curated record. Gene Ontology annotation, cellular component: nucleus. Gene Ontology annotation, molecular function: DNA-binding transcription factor activity, RNA polymerase II-specific; RNA polymerase II cis-regulatory region sequence-specific DNA binding. The transcript has 4 exons. Gene Ontology annotation, biological process: regulation of transcription by RNA polymerase II. Bases 145 to 822 code for a protein of 225 amino acids.